Molecule: messenger RNA, 2630 nt
Organism: Solanum pennellii
Lineage: Eukaryota; Viridiplantae; Streptophyta; Magnoliopsida; Solanales; Solanaceae
Product: U-box domain-containing protein 14
Exons: 4
Coding region: 386-2260 (624 amino acids)
Biological process (GO): protein ubiquitination; cell surface receptor signaling pathway
Cellular component (GO): nucleus; cytoplasm
Molecular function (GO): protein binding; ubiquitin-protein transferase activity
Source: RefSeq, a predicted model, not a curated record
UGUUUUUUUCUUGUGUGAACAAAGAGCUUUGAAUUUUCUCUUUGAUUCUCAAAAUUCAUCAAAUCUUUGAGCUUGAAUUUACCUCAAGAACCCAAAAAACUCAUGUUUUUUCUCAGUCAACUCAUCAACCAACUGCCAAUCCAGCAAGGAUUUGUCUAAUCAUUGCUGUUUGUCCAUCUGUGUGUCUCUAAAUUUGAUUAAAGAUACCAUUUUUCCAUCUGGGUGUCUCUCAAUUUGAUAAAAAAGUUCCAUUUUUCCAUCUGGGGUUUGCUCAAUUUGGUUAAAGAAUCGAUUUUUCCAGCUGGGUUUUGCUCAAUUUGGUUAAAGAAUCGAUUUAUCCAACUGGGGUUUGCUCAAUUUGGUUAAAGAAUCGAUUUUUGUGCAUAUGGGUCAUCAGAAAGAGGAAUUAAUCAACGAGCUGACGGAGUUAAUCGAUGGGGUUUCUGGUUUACCGGAGUGCCGGUCAGUGUCUAAGAGGAUGUACAGUAAUUUGGUGAGAAGAGUGAAGCUUUUGAGUCCUUUAGUUGAGGAUUUGAAAGAUAGUGAUGGUGUUGAGGUUGGAGAUGAUGUUGUUCAUGGGCUUGAGUUGUUGAGAAUUGCUAUUAUUUCAGGUUUGGAGCUUCUCAAAUCUGUAAAUGAAGGCAGUAAGAUUCUUCAGGCUUUACAGAUCGAGAACAUAUCAUCAAGGUUUCUAAAUGUGACAGAGCAAAUUGAAGAUGCACUACGCCACAUUCCUUACAAUAAGCUUGAUUUAUCGGAGGAAGUUCGAGAACAAAUUGAACUUGUGCAUGCUCAAUUUAAAAGAGCCAUAGGAAAGAUGGAGUCACCUGAUGAGCAACUUGAAAAGGAUUUAGCUAUGGCACAAAGGGAACAAUAUCCUGACCCCAUGGUUUUCAAACGACUGUCUGAGAAACUGCAUCUUAGGACCAUAAAUGAUCUAAAGAAGGAGUCGCUUGCCAUCCAUGACAUGGUCAUUUCUAGUGGAGGAGACCCCGAAGAGUGUUUUGAAACAAUAGCAUACCUCCUAAGAAAGCUAAAGGACUGUGCGAUGACAGAGAAUCCUGAACUGGAUGCCCUUGAGGGUGACAAGAGUUUGAUUAAGCACAGAUCUCCUGUUAUUCCGGAUGACUUCCGUUGUCCAAUAUCACUUGAGUUGAUGAAAGAUCCUGUUAUUGUAUCUACCGGACAGACCUAUGAAAGGUCGUGCAUCCAAAAAUGGCUGGAUGCAGGACACAAGACCUGCCCUAAGACUCAGCAGACACUGUUGCACACUGCGUUGACUCCAAACUACGUUCUGAAGAGCCUGAUUGCGUUGUGGUGUGAGAGUAAUGGUGUUGAGCUGCCUAAAAACCAAGGAACUUGUAGGAAUAAAAGGACUGGAGCUGGUGGUUCGGACUGUGACCGUGUUGCUAUUGAUGCGUUAUUACAAAAACUUGCUAAUGGUAAUCCGGAGCAGCAAAGAGCAGCUGCCGGUGAGCUCCGUUUGCUAGCAAAAAGAAAUGCUGAUAACAGAGUCUGCAUUGCUGGAGCCGGGGCAAUUCCUCUACUUGUUGAACUACUAUCAUCAUCAGAUUCUCGUACUCAGGAGCAUGCUGUCACCGCACUUCUUAACCUAUCCAUAAAUGAAGGUAACAAGGGAACUAUCGUAAAUGCUGGUGCUAUACCUGAUAUAGUAGAUGUACUAAGAAAUGGAAGCAUGGAAGCAAGGGAAAAUGCAGCCGCUACCCUUUUCAGUUUAUCAGUAGUUGAUGAAAACAAAGUGGCAAUAGGAGCAGCCGGUGCUAUCCCAGCGCUUAUCGAUUUGCUCUGUCAUGGAACCCCAAGGGGAAAAAAGGACGCUGCCACUGCUAUAUUCAACCUCUCUAUCUAUCAAGGGAACAAAGUGAGGGCAGUACGGGCAGGAAUUGUUCCACCACUAGUAAGAUUACUCAAGGAUCCCGGGGGUGGAAUGAUGGAUGAAGCACUUGCGAUAUUGGCAAUACUAGCAAGUCAUCAGGAGGGUAAGGCAGCUAUUGCUCAGUCUGAGCCACUCCCCGUCUUAGUUCAGGUAAUUAGGACAGGUUCUCCUCGUAACCGAGAGAAUGCUGCAGCUAUUUUGUGGUCUCUAUGUACAGGUGAUGUACAGAGCUUAAAGAUCGUUAGGGAGCUUGGAGCAGAAGAGGUACUGAAGGAACUAUCGGAGAAUGGUACAGAUAGAGCUAAAAGAAAAGCCGGAAGUGUUUUGGAGCUUCUUCAACGAGUCGAUCCAGUUGAAUCAUAACACUAGAUUAAUCUGUGCUAAGACUCUCUUUUGCAGCUAUCAAGAGGAAUGUAUGAAUCUUGAAGGAUUAAUUCUACCUGAGAACUUCAUGGAGGUCAGACAAUCCAGUAACUUAACUGUACCGCGAUUCUGACACACGAACGGAGAAAGAUCCCUUAUGAAGUCAGCAAUGUUUUUCUCUAUAUGUAUAUUUUUCACUUCUUUUUGAAACCUUGGUCCAGGAGCAAAGGCUUGUUUUUUCAUGUUAGUGUUUAUAGCUGUAAUCGAUAUAAUGUUUGUUGUUUAUACUUUUCAUCUUAGUGUUUGAUUAUGAAAGCAAUGUCACUUCCACUUUUGAUGAUGAAAUGAAGAAAAAAAUUUAUCACCGUAA